Ictalurus furcatus (blue catfish) is the source of this 1253-nucleotide messenger RNA. RefSeq names its product coiled-coil domain-containing protein 190. The coding region runs from base 235 to 1092 and encodes 285 amino acids. The record is from RefSeq and is a predicted model, not a curated record. Lineage: Eukaryota; Metazoa; Chordata; Actinopteri; Siluriformes; Ictaluridae. The transcript has 3 exons.
AAAUAUUAACAAAGCUGUGAGCACACAUACUUUACCACCUACAAAUAUUAUAGUUAAUUUUUUGAACAAAAGAUCAAAAGGUUAAACAAUAAAGACAAUUAUUGUUGAAUAGGUCACUCUGGUUCAGGUUCACUUUAUAGUCAUAUUCUUGUAGCUAUGAUAAGUGUGUGUGUGUGUGUGUGUGUGUGUGUGUGUGUGUGUGUGUAUGUGUGUGUGUGUCUGUGUUGGUAAAGCAUGCGUCGUACAGACUGGUUAGUGUGGCCAAGCGAGGCCCUGAAGAGAGAGGAGAGGAGGGCUGAAGCCAGGCUGGCUCAUGGGAUACAACGGCUCGAUGAGGCCAAACGCUACCACCUGAACACGCUGACCCGAGAGCAACACGGACUACACCGCCAUCUCAUCGCCCUUAACACAGGUAACCGGUGGAGAGGCUUAAACUCUGUGGGAUCACGACCCUCCAAUCAUGAUCUCACCCACCCUGCUGUGUCCUAUAGCAAGACUCGUUUACCCAUAAUCCCACCUGCAGACAGGGAGACAAACAGGCAUAGGUCUGGGAAGCCACAGUCCAUCUGCUCCCUGCAGGCUCGCGUUCAGGACUUUCUCAGCAGUGGUGAAAACAGGGCUGAUAACGCUACAAUGCCUGUAUGUCUGCCAGACCUCAAACCACGGCCCCCAAGCAGCAUGCUUCCUCCAGCCAACCCAGAGAGAGAGAACAAGGCUGGAGAUAGGGAUGGACAGAAUAAGAAACACAGGGCUAGAGGGAGGGAGGGAUUGAGGUCAGCACUGGAAACACGUGGAUUUAGUUCAAAAGACAGUCAAAGAGAAAAUGAUCAAAUAGUAGCAAGUUAUACAGAAAAAGAAGAGGAGAUGACAGUAACAAUACCCUACUCUACUCCUCUUUCUCCCCUCUCUGACACCCACGCUUCUGAUGGCCAGUUGAGGAUGGUUCACACACUGCCUAAUUUUGUGCAAGCACUGGCAGAGGCACGCAAAGCCCGAUACAUACGAUACAGAGGACAUCCUUUGUGUGAGAGAGAGCUGAGCAUCAGAGAAAUAUUCUCAAGCAACUCCAAAGACACAAAUAACACUCACUAACACAGUAGUAUCUGCUAGUCUGCUUCACACUCAAACAUACUUAUGUUGAGACCUGUGAGCACACAAACACACUUUUAAUCUAUACAAGGUGCAUUUUUGAAAGAAAGAAAAUAAAUAAAUUUUCCUUAUGGAGACCAGCCAAAUGUCCCCCAAGGUCAAAA